Messenger RNA from Nestor notabilis (Kea), 395 nucleotides. RefSeq names its product brain-specific homeobox/POU domain protein 3. The transcript is spliced from 2 exons. Gene Ontology annotation, molecular function: DNA-binding transcription factor activity, RNA polymerase II-specific; RNA polymerase II cis-regulatory region sequence-specific DNA binding. The record is from RefSeq and is a predicted model, not a curated record. The annotation marks the transcript as partial. Lineage: Eukaryota; Metazoa; Chordata; Aves; Psittaciformes; Psittacidae. Gene Ontology annotation, biological process: regulation of transcription by RNA polymerase II.
UGUCGCAGAAAACCCACCCAUUCAAGCCAGAUGCCACCUACCACACCAUGAGCAGCGUGUCGUGCACUCCCACCUCGUCCUCCGUCCACCUGCACCACCCGUCCGUGCUGACCACACACCAUCCCCACCACCACCAGCCCUCCCAGGGCCUGGAUGGAGAGCUCCUGGACCACCUCAACACUGCCCUCCCGCUUGGAGGGGUGCGCAAGCGCACGUCCAUCGCUGCCCCGGAGAAGCGCUCGCUGGAGGCUUAUUUUGCCGUUCAGCCGCGGCCCUCCUCGGAGAAAAUCGCUGCCAUCGCCGAGAAGUUAGACUUGAAGAAGAACGUGGUGCGGGUCUGGUUUUGCAAUCAGAGACAGAAGCAGAAAAGGAUGAAAUUUUCUGCUACCUACUGA